AUGGCCACUCAACAUCAGCAAAGACAUAUCAUCAUUGUAGGAGGUGGAUAUUCGGGUAUCAGUCUCAUUCAAUCCAUUCGUGAAUAUGAAAGCAAAAAACUGAGUAGUACUGCUAAUGCAAAUCCUUCCGUACCACUUUACAUUACUCUUAUCAGCAAUGAAGAUUUCUGUAGUAGACCCAAUUUAUUUUUCCGAUUUAAAUUUUUGCAAGCCUCUCCUUCUUCAAAAUUGCUGGAUUAUCAUGGUGGUAUACAUUUGCAUGAUUCAAGCAAUUCCGAUAGUAAUACCACUGAUUUAUCAAAAAAUUUCAUUCAAAAAUAUAAUAUCAAUCAAGUGAUAUUGAAUAGUGUGGUUACAAGCGUAAAUGCAAACGAAAAAACAAUUAAAUAUAAAAGAAAUGACGGAGAUGACAAGGAAAUAGAGUUGAAAUAUGACGAUUUAUGUUUGUGUUUGGGAGGUAGAGCUCAUGUCGUAGAGUAUCCUGUAACAUUCUCCUUGCCAGAAGAACGCUCUGUAACAUUUCCAAAACUAGAGUUUGAAAACAUUUCUAAGAAGUAUCACAUUCAUACAGGUGUUCCAAAUUAUAUUUACGUGAGAAACGUUGAAGAGGUGGAAUUGGUUUACAACAUUAUGAGGCAAUUAUAUAGCUAUUAUACCACUACAAAUACUCAAAGUUCGGAGCAUAACCGAAUUGUUGUGAUUGGAAGUGGAACUCUUUCAUUGGAUAUUGUGAGCCAUAUUAUAGAAGGGUAUGAGGCCAUUGAGAAACAAUUACAAACUACAACAACUAGUUCAACAUCACAACCAUCAUUUUGGGAUGUUACUCAGCCAUCUCUGCUUCCUAAAAUAACAAUAAUUUCGAGAAGUCAACACAUUGGUAAAUCUCUAUUGAAAGACGACCGUGCAUGUGAAAUGCUUACCAAUUUAGUGAAACAAAAAUACUCUAAAUAUAUUGAAAUUGAGUUGAACAGUGAGAUUGAAAGCAUUCAUGCUGAUUCAACCUCCACUGAAGAGAAGAAGGGAAUGGCUACCUCUGUUGCUAUCGUCUCUAAAAGUAGAACAGACAAUGAGCAGCACACUAAGAGGAUUAUUCCAUGCUCAUGCAUCAUUCAGGCCGUUGGUGUUAAAAGCGAAACUGAUCUUGCUGAGAAACAUCUCAAUGCCUAUAUCGGAGCGAAUGGCGGAAUAACAGUGAACGAGCAUUUUCAAGUCAUGACCUUGCAUGAAAAUGUUUUGACCACAGUACCCAAUGUAUACAGCAUUGGUGACUGUGCAGAGAUUCCAUUGAGUGAAUUGAUCGAUGUCAGUACUCAUGGUAAUUCGAGUAGAGCUGUUUGGAAGAAUUGGACAAGUGCUCGGGAACAAGCCAUAUUGUGCUCGCACUACUUGGUAGACCAAAAUAGUGGAGGAAUUGAAGACACCCAGCAUCAAUAUGGUAUGAAAACAAAGCUCUUCUUCAGCCAAACACCAAAAUUCUUUGGCCUUUUUAUCUCAUGUCUUGGUCAUUACGAAAUAUCUACAGAGAACUCAACAGAUUUGUCCACAUUUGCCACCUAUUAUUCACCCCAACCAUUACUUGACAAUAACAAUAUUUACAUGAAGUUAGUAUUUAAAAAGAGCAAGAAACAAGUAGAACCCAACCAUGAACAACAACUCAAAUUAAUUGGUGCUCUCCUCAUUGGUCCCACGAUGAACGAAUACAAAUUAGGCGUACAUUUUCUUCAACUUCUCAAAGAAGAUGUGUAUUUACCUCAAUCCUUGGUGGAGUCUAAACAAAUUCUACAAAACAUGUCGUUCAACAUGAACAUGUGGAAUCGAUUGUUACAACUUGUAAGAUCUAAAAGCCAUGGAAGCAGUCAUCAUACGGUACCAUUCGAAACCAAAGAGGAAAUUGAAAAAGUGCUGACUGAAUUGAAUCAACUUGGUUCUACUGCUGCCAGCAAUGCUACUGUUAAAAAGCCGUCAUCGAUCACACCUGGAGCUAAAAAGUUUGUCAACCCUCUGGAAAAGAAGAAGGCAGCAGCUGCAGCAACACAACAGGUUUCCCCAUCAAGCAACAGUACAACCAAGGACCAAACUGAAGAUUCCUUGUCCAAGCAAAUGGAUGAAUUAACCCUUUCUCACACCAAGAAGGAGGUACAAGAGUAA
Messenger RNA from Naegleria lovaniensis, 2148 nucleotides. RefSeq lists its product as uncharacterized. The transcript has a single exon. The record is from RefSeq and is a predicted model, not a curated record. NCBI's taxonomy places the organism in Eukaryota, Heterolobosea, Eutetramitea, Acrasida, Naegleriidae. Gene Ontology annotation, molecular function: oxidoreductase activity. The coding region runs from base 1 to 2148 and encodes 715 amino acids.